AUGCUAGAGACCCUCUCCCAGCCAGAGAGACUGCUCUCAGUCAAGUCGAAAUUCGAUGCUGAGUUCAGACGAUUUGCCAUUUCGACGGGCAAAACGCAAUACGAUGAAUUUAAAGAUAAGGUGCGGAAAAUUCACAAACUAGACUCUAUUGACUUCAUAAUCACAUAUUCAUCAAAUGGAGACCUUUUGCCUAUUAACAAUAACGACAAUUAUCACAAAGCGCUUCAAACCUCAUAUGAUGGUGGAAUAAUCAAAGUCUACAUUCACAGAAAAAAUACCAUCGACCUAGAAGGUUAUGGAACAUCAACAGUUCGCAGAAGAAAGGGUGAAAAGGCACCGGUCAUAUCAACCCCAGUUGACUUUAGACCUGUUUCUGCAAUUAUCGAUGUUGAUAUUCUUCCCGAAACUUUACGGCGCGUUCGUCUUCACAAACAUGGUUCUGACAAGCCUCUAGGAUUCUACAUUCGCGAUGGAUUUAGCGUGCGUCUGUCUGACAGUGGCGUCGAAAAAGUGCCCUCUAUAUUCAUCAGUAGACUUGUCAACGGAGGAUUGGCUGAAAUGACGGGAUUGUUAGCAGUCGACGAUGAAGUUUUAGAAGUAAACUCGAUAGAAGUAGCCGGCAAGAGCCUCGACCAGGUGACCGACAUGAUGGUUGCUAACUCUGCGAAUUUGAUAAUCACCGUAAAGCCAGCUAGCCAGAGAGACACGAUACCCAAGAACUACAAGAAUCUAAAUUACCCGCCACCGCCCCUCGAGAGCGACUCUGAGAGCGACGAAGACGAAAUCCGAGAAAUGCCGUCGCCGUCGAUGGCGCCAAAGAAGACGCGUCCUAAGGAUUCGAUAAAAGCACAGCGGGACAAGGCACCGGUCACGUUAAUUCCAAACCCUAAAAAGCCCGAGCGUGGUGUGGCGAACGCCCAGCCAAGCCAAAUUGACCCAGCAUCAUCGCCAUUCCCUAACGAUUCCAAGCUCUUCCAAAGCUUCCUCUUCCGAUUCGCAAUCUAA
Molecule: messenger RNA, 1005 nt
Organism: Oikopleura dioica
Lineage: Eukaryota; Metazoa; Chordata; Appendicularia; Copelata; Oikopleuridae
Source: the annotation of a GenBank genome assembly